This is a messenger RNA of Aureobasidium namibiae CBS 147.97, 1827 nucleotides long. RefSeq names its product ABC1-domain-containing protein. The transcript has 3 exons. Gene Ontology annotation, cellular component: mitochondrion. Lineage: Eukaryota; Fungi; Ascomycota; Dothideomycetes; Dothideales; Saccotheciaceae. The coding region runs from base 1 to 1827 and encodes 608 amino acids. The record is from RefSeq and is a predicted model, not a curated record.
AUGCUCGAGGCUUCUAGGAAAGAACUCGCUGAACAGGCUCCGCGGUGGGUCGGAGGCGAAAGCACUCGUCGGAGAGGCAUCUGGAAGUUCCUCGACACUUGGAUCAUCGAGCCCAUUGCCACAGGCUUCCGACUACUACACUUGAUCUUCAUCUUUGUUCCCGUCAUUGUAACAGUCCCCGUCAUCUGGUUCGGUCAAAGGCAACCCGAGAGGGACAAUGAGAGAUCUGGAACUCUCUGGUGGUAUGCUUUCCUGGUCAACGGCAUGGAGCGGGCUGGCGCUGCCUUCAUCAAGCUCGGUCAAUGGGCCGCCUCCAGAACUGACAUCUUCCCUACUCAGAUGUGCGCCGUCAUGUCUGCUCUCCACUCCAACGCUCCCGCUCAUUCGCUCCGUCAUACUAAGAAGACGAUUGAGCGAGCGUUCGGCAUGUCUUUCGACGACAUCUUCGAUGAGUUUGACGAGAAGCCACUGGGUGUUGGCGCUAUUGCUCAAGUCUACAAAGCAAGACUAAAGCCUGAUAUCGCUGUCAGCGAAGACCUCGACCCUCACGUCUCCGACACGUAUCGCGAGAAAUUCAAGAGAGGCGUUGAUAUUACCCUAAAGAGUACGCCACAGAGGACUCCCUCGCAGUACGUCGCCAUCAAGGUCCUCCAUCCCAAGAUCGAGCGUAUCGUCCGCAGAGACCUGAAGAUCAUGGGCUUCAUGGCCUCCAUCAUCAACUUGAUCCCUACCAUGGAGUGGCUUUCUUUCCCUGAUGAGGUCGAACAGUUUGGUGAAAUGAUGCGUCUGCAACUAGAUCUUCGUAUCGAAGCCGCCAACUUGACCAUCUUCAGAAAGAACUUCCGCAACAGAACUACAGCCUGGUUCCCUUACCCCUACACUCAAUACACUUCUCGCCAAGUCCUAGUCGAGGAAUUCGCUCAAGGUAUUCCGUUAGAAGACUUCUUGCAAAACGGUGGCGGUGUCUUCCAGAAGGAAAUCGCAGACGAGGGUCUCGAUGCCUUCCUGCACAUGCUCUUGAUCGACAACUUCAUCCACGCAGAUCUACAUCCUGGCAACAUCAUGGUUCGCUUCUACAAGCCCGCUCAAAUUGACGUCAAGGGCAGCUUCUUCAGCCGACCAAAGUCUGAUCCUAAGCAAUCUACCGAUGUAACAGAAGAAGUCCUCGAACGCCUACGCCCACACAGAAACUCAAAGGCAGACUGGGGAAACACGUUAGACCAGAUUGACCGCGAGGGCUACCGUCCCCAACUAAUCUUCAUCGAUACUGGACUCGUCACUGAACUCAACGGACUCAACCGCCGCAACUUCCUCGACCUGUUCAAAUCUGUAGCAGAAUUCGAUGGCUAUAAAGCUGGUCACCUCAUGGUGGAGCGCUGUCGCCAACCCUCUGCAGUAAUUGAUAAAGAGGUAUUUGCACUUCGCAUGCAACAUCUUGUGCUCGGUGUCAAGAGCCGUACUUUUGCACUCGGCAACAUCAAGAUUGGCGAUAUCCUCAACGAAGUUCUGAGCAUGGUGCGCGGCCACCACGUCCGCCUCGAAGGCGACUUCGUCAACGUCGUCCUGAGUAUCUUGCUGCUCGAAGGCAUUGGCCGCAGUCUGAAUCCCGAAUUGGAUUUGUUCUCCGGGUUCGUAGAUAUUGGUGCUACUCUUCUUUUUGAUGAUUGGCAAUUGGGUACGCAGGGAGGUGCGGGUAGUAUGCUCAAGGGAGGUGAUCUUUCGAUGAUUAAAGUGUGGGCUGGACUUGAAGCGAGGAAGUUCAUGCAGGCUAGUGUUGAGAGUGUUGAGAGUUUGGUUGCGCAUGACCAACUUUCGCCGAAUAUCUGA